This is a messenger RNA of Symbiodinium natans, 465 nucleotides long. The record is from the annotation of a GenBank genome assembly. NCBI's taxonomy places the organism in Eukaryota, Dinophyceae, Suessiales, Symbiodiniaceae.
AUGGCCCGUGCAAUGAGCGUGGCUGUGCUGGCCCUGACCGCGGCCUCCAUCCUUUGCUUCGUCCCGGCGCCCCAACAAAUUGCGGCACCUCACCGUGGCACAAUUCAGGCGCCUGCCUCGCUUUCGCCGGAGUCUUCCAACUCCGCGCAGUCCUCGAACUGGGUGUCCCCCAUGCUGGGCCUGGUCGCCUGCGUCCUUCUUGGAGCGCAGGCAGCGACCGCCAGCCCGGCCACCCCUUCCAUCGCUCCAUGGGGCUCCGCCUCGUCCAGGUCGGCUCAGGUGGACUUUGUCACUCAUCCGCCAGUGCCUCGCGAUGUGCUCGAGGAAAAGCAGAUGACGAAGGUGAAGCUGGAGGCAGCACCAAGCAGGAGGGAAAUUGCGGAGAAGGUCCGGCGACAGGAGAUGGAGUACUUGAAGUCGACGUAUGUCCCGGGUGGACCGAAGCCCGUGCGAAUCGCCAUGUGA